UCUAGUAGCAUAAACAUGCUGCUGCACAUGAAAAUCUUUAUUUAUGGCACCAAUAACCGCACCAUCAUCUUAGCUGUUUUUUGUUUCGGGUAUUUAGUUGUGACUCUAUGUCAACGCGCUAGGAAAAACCAAUUUGAUUUCAGACUAGCACCAAAGAAUGGUGAUUUAUUCUCAAUAUGGAAUUUUGAUGGGAGAAUUGCAUAUGCGGAUAUCAUUGAAGCAACAGAGGAGUUUGACAUCAAGUACUGUAUUGGAACCGGAACCGGAACUGGAACCGGAACCUACGGUACUGUUUACAAAGCACAGCUACCAAGCGGCAAAGUUGUUGCCUUGAAGAAGCUUCACCAUUGGGAAGCUCAGGAGCCAGCUCUGUUCAAAUGUUUCAGCAAUGAAGUAAAAAUGUUAUCGGAGAUCAGACAUCGAAACAUUGUGAAGCUUCAUGGUUUUUGUUUGCACAAGCGUUGUAUGUUCUUGGUCUAUGAAUACAAGGAAAGAGGAAGCUUAUUUAGUGUUCUAAGCAACGAUAUUGAAGCUGCAGAAUUGGAUUGGACCAAGAGAGUACAUAUCAUUGAAGGCCUAGCACAUGCAUUAUCAUACAUGCAUCAAAACUGCACUAUACCAAUCAUUCACCGAAAUGUGACAAGCAGCAAUAUUCUUCUCAACUCUGAGAUGGUGGCAUAUUUAUCCGACUUUGGCACAGCCCGACUCUUAUAUCCUAAUUCCUCAAAUAGAACAAUGUUAGCCGGCACUCCUGGAUAUGUUGCUCCAGAACUUGCAUUCACCAUGGCCGUGACCGAGAAAUGCGAUGUUUAUGGUUUUGGAGUGGUGGCCCUAGAAAUAAUCAUGGGAAGACAUCCUGGAGAACUCAUUGUUGGAAAAUUUGAAAAGAAAUAUUGCUGCAAUUAUUCUCUGAUAUAUCAAAUCACAUAGAGAACAAAUAGAAAAUUCAGACAAACCUUUUUCCUGAUA
Molecule: messenger RNA, 969 nt
Organism: Rosa rugosa (rugosa rose)
Lineage: Eukaryota; Viridiplantae; Streptophyta; Magnoliopsida; Rosales; Rosaceae
Product: MDIS1-interacting receptor like kinase 2-like
Exons: 2
Coding region: 16-930 (304 amino acids)
Biological process (GO): protein phosphorylation
Molecular function (GO): protein kinase activity; ATP binding
Source: RefSeq, a predicted model, not a curated record